This is a messenger RNA of Drosophila melanogaster (fruit fly), 1372 nucleotides long. RefSeq lists its product as uncharacterized. The record is from RefSeq and is marked reviewed. The coding region runs from base 279 to 962 and encodes 227 amino acids. Lineage: Eukaryota; Metazoa; Arthropoda; Insecta; Diptera; Drosophilidae. The transcript has 2 exons.
GUAUGUUCCUCGGGUGGCGAAGAGUAUCGCAUCGGAAACAGUUUAGACUGUUGUAAAAGUAGAGCAAUAGGUUCCAAUAAAUAUAUAGACACAUAGCACACUUGUCAGCGCAUCUCCCUCGGUCGAUUGACCUUUCAAUUGCACUGGACACCCUCGUUCAACCCAACAUGUGAAGCUGUGUGGGCAAUCCCUAUCGAUUUUCCACCACGAGCGGCAGCCAGGACUCGCAGUCAACAGAUACACACGGUAAUUGCUUGGUAAACAGUAAGCACUCGGCUAUGAAAUCUCUGGCCGGCGAUAAAUUUGCUCUGUCCGAAGAGAUUGGGCCACCGCCUUGUUCUCCCAAACACCGAAAAGCAAGUGCCGUGAGUAGGGACACGGAUACAAAUAACCAUCAUGUGGUGCCGCUGGGGAUCCUCGUGGUGCUCUGCACUGUGUAUCUCAUGGUAGCCGGGAUGCAGCGCAACUACAGGCACUAUUUUAAGCCGGGCGUGGCUGCCUUCGACCUGCACCAUGCCCAGCCGGAAGCCAUGGCCGACGCCGAAUUGGAUGUCGCCGCUCCAGAUGCAUCGUGCCAGAGGUUGGACGUUUUCGGAAAGGAAUCCAAUCGGAAUCAGGCAGUUUCAAGAAGAUCCCAAGGCAGGCCCACGAAGAGAACCAAAAACGGCACUGGAAAUGGGGUCAGCAAGCAACCUCGUCGUUUGAUAAAGUCCCCGGAGGGGCACAAGAAGAAGGAAGUUGGCAAGAAGAGUAACACAGCGGAGCCCAUUAUUUACCUGUUCGCCCUUGUGUUUGUCUAUCUGCUUCUGAAGGCCGCCUCGGACAUCAACCAGCACUACAAGUCGCAGAACAAAGGGGACAAGCGACUGCGCCGGUGCUCGCUGCAAUCUUAUGCCCAGAUCCACAAGCAGGAUCGCCGGUCAUCAAAAGGUAUUUCACCAAAAUCUUUGCCAAAGUUUUAGCUCGCUGGGGGCCAGGUGCCUAGCCUAUUACACCGUGUUAACGAGGGAUCAAGUGAAUUGUUAUCCUAUAAAUCUAAAUGUAUCUACCACUAUGUACUGAACUAGCCAAUCUUCUCUACUCUAAAGCACCAGUUUUCUGACUUUUUCGGAAAAUGUAUUGUUGUGUAUUGUGUAUCUCUCGUCUGUCCUCAAUCUCUAUACAUCUAUACAUCUGUACAUCGCACUUUUCGGGCUCGAUUAUGCGUUUGAUAUCUGUGUUUUUGAACGACCUCCACUGUUUACCUCCUCUUCACCUAUCUGUGAAACUGUACUGAAUCCGAAUAUAAGGUUGUACAUACUCGAAUGUAUAUUACUGUCCUAAGUGUACGUAAUCCUAAAAUAAAUCAAUUACUAUGUGCUUUCCUGUGAUC